This is a messenger RNA of Xyrauchen texanus (razorback sucker), 2008 nucleotides long. RefSeq names its product INO80 complex subunit B (gene ino80b). The record is from RefSeq and is a predicted model, not a curated record. The transcript is spliced from 5 exons. Gene Ontology annotation, cellular component: Ino80 complex. Bases 298 to 1317 code for a protein of 339 amino acids. Lineage: Eukaryota; Metazoa; Chordata; Actinopteri; Cypriniformes; Catostomidae. Gene Ontology annotation, biological process: chromatin remodeling.
CACAAUUCAUUUGGCAGGCAGAAUCCGUUUGGAAACGCCAUGCUAGUAUGCUAAGAGACACUGGGAUGUUUACGACUGUUGUUGUGACUAGUUUAGUAUCAUCUUAUUGUCGAUAAUUUAGUUAGGUUUUAUUGUUUCAGAGGUAUUAGUUAUAAUAAUAAUAAGAAGAAUAAAGCACUGUUAGUUUCAGUUAAUUGAUUUGAUAGGAGUUCAGGCCUGCAGCUGGACGAAUACUAAUAUAUUAUUGAAUAUGAUUCUCGAGGUGAGCAAAUAAGUCCAAACUCCUUUGACGUGUCCAUGGGGAAAAGGAAAGACAUGAUUCACCCCAGAUUUCUCGCUGGAAAUGGGGAUGAUUAUAGUGUCCACAAAAAGAAACACAAAAAGCACAAGAAACACAAGAAGAAGCAUCAUCGGGAUGAUGGACACAGUUUCUCCUCUGAAGCUCUGGAGUCAGACUCUGGUAUCGUGCUGAAACCUCCUCAACUCAAACUCAAGAUCAAACUUGGUGGACAAACUCUAGGUACCAAGAGUGUUCCCACAUUCACAGUGAUCCCAGACUCUCUACACUCCAUAUCACCAAUGACUGUAGACAGUGAUGAUGACAACGAUGAUGAUGAAGACUCUGAUGAUGAAGUGCCAUCAGAGGGAGUUCCAAUCGAGCAGUACAGAGCGUGGCUAGAUGAAGACAGUAACCUGGACCCGGGUCCUCUACCAGACAUGAACACCGAUUCGCUGUUGGUAGGACCCAUGGAUGAGGAGGAAAGGUGGCUGGAUGCUUUGGAAAAAGGAGAAUUGGAUGAUAAUGGAGAGUUAAAGAAAGAGAUGGAUGAGUCUCUACUUACUGCCAGACAGAAAGCGCUCUUACUCAAGCACCAGGUCCAGCCUUUACUGGAGCUCCCUAUGGGAUACAAAGAAAAGGAGCUAACGGCAGAAAUGAUGCAGAAACGUGAGGAACGAGCUCGCAAACGACGCCUUCAGGCAGCCAAGAAAGCUGAGGAGAGCAAGAACCAGACUAUCGAGAGACUGACUAAGACAAGCAAAGCCAAGAUUAAGAGUAUGAAGGAACGCAGGUCAAAACAGACCCAUCUGCCUAUGGUGCGCUAUAGCAGUUCUGCCCAUGGCACAACUGUUUCUUACCCUGUUGGGGUACUUGCCCCGACCCCUACACCGCCCCGAGCACCACCUGCUGUGCCAGUAAACUGUGGAGUGUCUGGAUGCUCCAACCUGAAGAAAUACUCCUGUUCUAAGACUGGGACGCCUCUGUGCAGUCUGGAGUGCUACAAGAAGAACCUGAUACUUGUGGAGGGUGUUGCUUAAAGUGUGGCAAUUCAGGUGCAACUUUGUGCGUGUAGUGUUUGUGAGUUUUAGUCAAUUGAAAAUUAUGUGAGCAUGGCAUUCCAGGAUACUACAAUUAUGCUGACUAAUCAGUGUAGAAUCAAGAUAAAGUUGUAUUUAUAUUAAGGCACAUUUGGCCUCAUUAUCUGAAUAUUCUAUUAAUUGUAACAGUUUAGGUAAAAAUGGUUUUAUGAAUGAUUUACAUAGAAAUGUAUAAAACAGAAGCAAAGCGAAUUGGUCACACCAAUCUUUUGUAAAUAGUUGCAUUCAGUUUGUCAGUUUACGUGAAAAUGCUCCAUAAAACCAAUUCAAUGACCCAAUUUGACCCAAUGGUUUUAUGAAAGAUUUACAAAGAAAUGAAUUCUGUUUAUUACUCAUAAAAAUGGCCCAGUGUUUUCAGAACCAUUCUUACGAUGAAUGUUGCAUUUAAAAUUCAAUGUGUCAAUUUGUGUAACAAUGGUUUUGCCAACAAUUUGCAUGAAAAGUAGCAUAAAAUAAAAAAAUGUCUGUAAAUCCUUUGUAAACUAUUUAUUAGAUUGUCGCAUUGAAUUGAAUGUGGACCGAUAUGUCAAAAUACAUUUUCAUUGAGACUAUCUGGUCAUGUAAGAGCAGCUUAAUUUUUGUAUAAAGAUGGAAGUAAUAAAGAACACCUGAAGUACAUUUUUCAUGCAUU